Suncus etruscus (white-toothed pygmy shrew) is the source of this 2034-nucleotide messenger RNA. It is a transcript of the gene TKTL2, whose product is annotated as transketolase like 2. The record is from RefSeq and is a predicted model, not a curated record. Lineage: Eukaryota; Metazoa; Chordata; Mammalia; Eulipotyphla; Soricidae. Gene Ontology annotation, molecular function: transketolase activity; thiamine pyrophosphate binding.
AUGGUGCAUCCGCUCGGCCGGGCCGUCCUCCAAGCUCGUUCCCCCGCAAUCCCCGCAGACCGGCAGCCGGCGCGACUCUCCCGGACCAAGUGGGGGUUCCAAACCCACGUGGGCCCACGGAAGUCGAAGACCGGGUGGAAAAGGCGGAAGCGGCACGUCCGGGAAAAGCUUCCCCCGGAAACCAAGACCUGCCGGCCCAAUGCGAGCAUACUGCAAGUUCUGAGGGACAUUGCUAACCAACUGCGGAUCCACUCCAUCAAGGGCACGUGUGCUGCCGGCUCUGACCACCCUACUUCAUGCUGCAGGCUGCUGUCGGUGCUCUUCUUCCACACAAUGAGGUAUAAGCAGACAGACCUGGCACACUCAGACAACAACAGAUUCGUUCUUUCCAAAAGGCAUGCCGCACCAGUCCUCUAUGCAGUCUGGGCAGAGAUAGUUAUCAUCAGUGAAAAAUUCGACUUGUUGAAUUUGGAGGGACACCCCACUCCAAGAUUACCAUUCGUUGACAUAGCAACAGAAUUGCUUGGGCAAGGAUUGGGAGCUGCGUGAGGAAUGGCUGAUAAUGGCAAGUACUUUGGUAGGGCUAGCUACCGUGUGUUUUGCCUUAUGGGAGAUGAGGGAUACAUGGAAGGUUCUGUCUGAGAGGCUUUGGCCUUUGUUUCACGUUACCGUUUGGAUAAUCUCGUGGUAGUGUUCCAUGUUAACUGCCUGGGACAGAGUGGUGUUACACCCUUUGAGCAUUGCCACACACACAUAUAUUAGGUUCGUUUAGAAGCCUUUGGGUGGAAUACUUAUGCAGUAGAUGGCCAUGACAUGGAGGCAUUGUGCCAAGCAUUUUGCCAGGCAAGUCAAGUGAAAAACAAGCCCACGGCAAUUGUUACAAAGACCAUGAAGGGUCGGGGCAUUCCAGACAUGGAAGAUACAGAAACUUGACAUGGAAAGUCAGUGCCUAAAGAUGCAGUAAUAAUCAAAUUUGCAAUAAUCAAAUUAAUUGAAAGCCAAAUACAGACCAAUGACAAGAGCACAGCAAAACCUCCUGUUGAAAACUCACCUCAAAUCAGCAUAUACAAUAUAGAAAUGACCUAUUUGCCUAAUUAUAAAACUGGUGAUAGACUAGCCAUGAGGAAUGCAUGUGGUUUGGCUUUGGCUAAACUAGGUUAUGCAAAUGAUAGAUAUUCCUGGAUAGUAAUACACAGUAAUACAAAGAUGUCUAUAUUUUCAGAGAUAUUCAGGAAAGAACAUCCUGAUAUAUUUAUUGAAUGUUUUGUUACUAAGCAAAACAGGUUAAGUGUCACAUAUGUCAUUCGUGAUCGAAAUAUUGCCUUCGUUAGUAACUUUACUGCCGUUUGGACCCAAGCAUUUAAUCUAAUCCAAAUUGGAGGCAUAUCUCAAAACAAUAUGAGUCUUAUUGAAUCACAUUGUGGUUUAGUCGUGGGUGAAAACAGACUCUCCCAUGAUGAUCUAGCCAUGUUCCUAAGCAUUCCCAAUUGCAUUAUUUUCUAUCUAAGUAAUGCCAUCUCAUCAGAGCAUGUUGUUUAUCUAUCUGCCAAAACCAGAGGAAUGUGUUUUAUUAGGACAAUCAAACUAGAGACUGCAGUUAUUUAUUCCCCACACCAAAAAGUAGAGAUUGGGCAGGCCAAAGUCAUUCGCCAGAGUGACAAUGACAAAAUCACAGUUACUGGAGCUGGAGUUACUCUCCACGAAGCCUUAAUAGCAGCUGACUCUCAACAACAUAUUUUCAUCCGUAUUAUAGACCCAUUUACUAUAAAAUUCUUUGAUGCUGCCACUAUCAUCUCCAAUGCCAAAGAUACAGGUAGGCAACUUAUCAUCGUGAAGGAUCACUAUAGAGAAGGUGGCCUUGGAGAAGCUGCUUGUGCUGCUGUCGUCAGGGAGCCAGACAUCUUUGUUCACCAGAUGGCAGUGUCAGCAGUACCUAAAAAUGGGAAGCCUAGUGAGCUUCUGGAUAUGUUUGGGAUCAGUGCUAAAAAUAUUGCAGCAGCUGGAAAGCAUAUUUUACUGAACAAAGACUUUUAA